Molecule: messenger RNA, 1623 nt
Organism: Agelaius phoeniceus (red-winged blackbird)
Lineage: Eukaryota; Metazoa; Chordata; Aves; Passeriformes; Icteridae
Gene: MELK
Product: maternal embryonic leucine zipper kinase
Biological process (GO): intracellular signal transduction; protein phosphorylation
Cellular component (GO): cytoplasm
Molecular function (GO): protein serine/threonine kinase activity; ATP binding
Source: RefSeq, a predicted model, not a curated record
CCCAAGAAAAUAUUCAUGGUUUUAGAGUACUGUCCUGGAGGAGAGCUGUUUGAUUACAUAAUUUCUAAGGACCACCUUUCUGAGGAGGAAGCUCGCAUAUUUUUUCGUCAGAUUGUUUCAGCAAUUGCUUAUGUGCACAGUCAGGGAUAUGCCCACAGAGAUCUCAAACCAGAAAAUUUGCUGAUUGACGAAGAACAUAACCUGAAGCUGAUAGACUUUGGACUUUGUGCAAAACCAAAGGGUGGCCUUGAUUACCAUCUGAAUACCUGCUGUGGAAGCCCAGCUUAUGCGGCACCAGAGCUGAUUCAGGGCAAAGCAUACAUUGGCUCAGAGGCAGAUAUUUGGAGUAUGGGAGUACUGCUGUAUGCUCUGCUGUGUGGCUUUCUUCCCUUUGAUGAUGAUAAUGUCAUGGCUGUCUACAGGAAGAUCAUGAGAGGAAAAUACAGUACUCCAAAGUGGCUCUCUCCUAGCAGUACACUCCUCCUUGACCAAAUGCUGCAGGUCGAUCCAAAGAAGCGGAUUACAGUCCAACACCUGUUAAGUCAUCCUUGGCUCAUGCAAGGUUUUUCUGAUGCUGUUCAGUGGCAAAGUAAAUACCCACUGGGGCAUCUUGAUGAGGACUGUGUAACAGAGCUUUCUGUAUUUCAUGAGCAGAGCAGGGAGACUAUAUUGCAAUUAAUAAAUGAGUGGAAAUAUGACCACAUGUCAGCAACAUACCUCUUGCUUCUAUCCAAGAAGGCUCGUGGCAAGCGUGUUCGUUUAAGGUUUCCAUGUCCAACAGAGCAUGCCAGUACCGUGAUGUCGACAGUCCUUGAGCAUUCGAGGCCUGAUGCCCAACUGGAGUAUACGGAAUUCACACUGUCAACUCCAGUGACAAGAAAAGUGGCAUCAAAGAAGCAUAAAAAUAAAGAGAAUGUUGAGACAGUGUCAGCUUUAAGAAAUGAAAUGCCCUUUGCGCUUCCUACUCCUAAGACUCCUCUUGCAAAGAGUCAGAUUGAGACACAGGUACAAGCUGUUCCCCUUAAGGCAGCUGCUUUCAAAGAGAGUCAGUUCACUGCAGUCACCCCAAUUAAGAAACCUGCUAACCCAACAAAUGCAGAUGAAUUGGCAGCAGAUGAGAUUCUUCCUGAAAGAAGGUGUCAGUCAGUGGAUUUAGAUCUCAACCUUGCACAUGUGGAUAGCAGCCAAAAGAAGAGAAAAGCUAAAAUAUUUGGAAGUCUUGAAAGAGGCCUAGAUAAAGUGAUCACGAUGCUUACACCAAGCAAGAAGAAACGAUGCACUAGAGAUUGUCCAAGGAAACUUAAGGCACAUUGUAACAUUACCACCACUCAUCUGCUGAAUCCAGAUGAACUGUUGAAUGAAAUAAUCAUUGUUCUUUCAAAGAAGCAUGUGGAAUAUGUUCAGAAGGGUUAUACCCUGAAAUGUCAAACACGGUCAGAUUUUGGUAAAGUAACUAUGGAGUUUGAGUUAGAAGUAUGUCAGCUCACUAAGCCGGAAGCAGUGGGUAUCCGGCGACAACGGCUUAAAGGUGAUGCCUGGGUCUACAAGAGGCUGAUAGAAGACAUCUUAUCUAGCUGCCAAGUUUUUGGCUCCAUCAUGACAAGAAAGAUACUUGUCUGUUGA